Orycteropus afer afer is the source of this 1290-nucleotide messenger RNA. It is a transcript of the gene ALG1, whose product is annotated as ALG1 chitobiosyldiphosphodolichol beta-mannosyltransferase. Gene Ontology annotation, molecular function: mannosyltransferase activity. Gene Ontology annotation, cellular component: endoplasmic reticulum. The record is from RefSeq and is a predicted model, not a curated record. The transcript has 12 exons. Bases 1 to 1290 code for a protein of 429 amino acids. Lineage: Eukaryota; Metazoa; Chordata; Mammalia; Tubulidentata; Orycteropodidae.
AUGGCAGCUCCCUGUGUGGCUCUGACGUGGGCGUGUGUGCUGCUGGCGGUGCUGCUGCUGCUGGGCGUGUGGAAGCGCUGGCGGCGGCAGCGGUCCGCAGCCCGGCACGUGGCCGUCGUGGUGCUAGGCGACUUGGGCCGCAGCCCGCGCAUGCAGUACCACGCGCUGUCGCUGGCUCAGUGCGGUUUCUCCGUGUCCUUCGUGGGGUUUUACAACUCUAAACUCCGUGAUGAGCUUCUGCAGAAUGACAGAAUUGGGAUCGUGGAGUUGACAGAACUCCAGAUGUUUGCAGCCGGGCCCCGCGUUCUCCAGUACGGAGUCAAGGUUGUCACGCAGGCAUUGCAGCUGUUCUGGGCUUUUGUGAAGAUGGAACCUGCAGACUACAUCUUCCUCCAGAACCCCCCGGGUCUGCCUGGCAUCGCUGUCUGCUGGCUCGUGUGUUGUCUUUGUGGCGGCAAGCUUGUCAUCGACUGGCACAACUACGGCUACUCCAUCAUGGGGCUGGUGCAUGGCCCAACCCACCCCCUCGUUCAGCUGGCCAAGUGGUGUGAGAGGCUCUGUGGGCACCUGUCGCACCUGAACUUGUGUGUGACUGAUGCAAUGAAGGAAGACUUGGCCCAGAGCUGGAGCAUCAGCUCAGAGCCUUUGGACCCAGCCAUGGAAUGGUCGGCCUUCACGGAGCGGGAUGCUAGGAGUGGCCUGGUGAUGCAGCGGCCGGGGCGGCCAGCCCUGUUGGUCAGCAGCACGAGCUGGACAGAAGACGAAGACUUCUCUGUUCUGCUGGAAGCAUUAGAAAAGUUUGAACAACUGACUGUUGAUGGAGAAAACCUUCCUUCUCUUAUCUGUGUGAUAACAGGCAAAGGCCCGCUGAAGGAACACUACAACGGCAUCAUUAGCCAGAAGCGUUUCCGGCACGUCCGCAUCUGCACCCCGUGGCUGGAGGCCGAGGACUACCCCCUGCUCCUGGGGUCGGCGGACCUGGGUGUCUGUCUGCACAAGUCUUCCAGCGGCCUGGACCUGCCCAUGAAGGUCGUGGACAUGUUUGGGUGCUGCUUGCCCGUGUGUGCGGUGCACUUCCGCUGUUUGCAUGAGCUCGUGAAGCAUGAGGAGAACGGCCUGGUCUUCAAGGACGCCGAGGAGCUGGCCGCCCAGCUGAAGACACUUUUCUCAAAGUUUCCCGAUCCUGCUGGCAAGCUGAACCAGUUCCGGACGAACCUCCGAGAGUCCAGGCAGCUUCGCUGGCACGAGAGCUGGAAGCAGACUGUGUUCCCCUUGCUCGUGGACACGUGA